GUUCCCCUUCCCUUUCCUCCCCUUCCCGCGUACCCCUCCCUCGAACAAGCUCCCCCUUGUCCGUGAACAGCCCAUCUUGCUGUCCAACCGUUCACAAAACGUGAUAUAAGCUCAACCAACACCUAAGCACAAUCCACCCACCUCACAUCCCGAGAAAAAAUGCCCCGCAAAGCAGCUGCCUCCGCCGACGGUUCCGCCACCGCCGAGCCCCGCCGCUCCACCCGUAUCAAGGACCAGCCCAAGGUCGAGACGACAGCCCCUGCACCCGCGAAGAAGGCGCCCGCCAAGCCGCGCAGCACCAAGAAGAAGUCCGAGGAGGAAGCUGCCCCCGCCGCCGCCGCUGAAGAGAAGAAGGACGAGGUCAAGCCCGCGCAGACGGGCGAGAAGCGUGCUGCCGAGAAGGAGGACGCCGCUGACAACGAGCCGCCUGCGAAAAAGGCUAAACCAGCGAGCAAAGCUGCAGCCAAGCCCACCUCCAAGGCCGCUGCUGCUGCUGCCUCUGCCGACGCCGCCAAGCCCGCGUCGAAGCCUGCCUCCAAGGCUGCUGCUAAGCCCGCUUCCAAGGCUGCUGCCAAACCCGCCUCCAAAGCCGCUGACACCGCGGCGGCGAAGCCUGCAUCGAAGGCGGCCGCUAAGCCCGCCUCGAAGGCGUCUGCGAAGCCCCCCUCUACGAAGAAGCCCGCUUCACGUGCGGGGUCGAAGAAGCCUGUUUCGAAGGCCGCCGAAGACAACGCAAAGGAGAACGAUGCCCCCGCUGCUGCGCCCAUCGCUGAGGAGCCAGAAGCCGAGGCUGCUGCUGCCUCUGAGGCUGCGGCCGUCUCGACCGAGGCUUAAACGCUGUACGACCCCCGACGAUAUCUGCUGUCCGUGAUCUGAUCUGUAUUCUUGUGGUUCUCCCCCGUCUGUCGUCCAUCGUCUAUCGUCGUCACAUCCUAUGCUUUGUUCCGUGUGUCUGUUUAAUCUAGUUUUCUUUUUUCUCCUCCCUUGAUUGAUUGUUUGCCGCUCCUCGGUACGCUUAUUUGUUUUUCUCCCAAUCGAUUGGUUAUUAUCGCGUAUUUUGUUUCGAUCCCUCCAAAUGCGCUCGUCGAUCUGUCAGUCGUUUCGUGCAUGUGAAGCGCAAUCCGUUGAGAGCUUGCGCAGACAGAGUGGUGGCGGUGAUGCAGUGUGGACGGACGGGCUCUGUCCCGGUGGUGGGUGGUGGCGCAUAUGUUUUACGUUUAUUUACAUGAGAAAUAAGAUAU
Messenger RNA from Coniophora puteana RWD-64-598 SS2, 1241 nucleotides. RefSeq lists its product as uncharacterized. The record is from RefSeq and is a predicted model, not a curated record. The coding region runs from base 160 to 834 and encodes 224 amino acids. NCBI's taxonomy places the organism in Eukaryota, Fungi, Basidiomycota, Agaricomycetes, Boletales, Coniophoraceae. The transcript is spliced from 5 exons.